Molecule: messenger RNA, 1083 nt
Organism: Fraxinus pennsylvanica
Lineage: Eukaryota; Viridiplantae; Streptophyta; Magnoliopsida; Lamiales; Oleaceae
Source: the annotation of a GenBank genome assembly
AUGACUCCAGAAGAAAAUGCGCAAUCCUUCUUGCUUGAUUCCCUUUACUGUCAAGAGGAAAAAUGGGGAGAAUUUGAAGAAGGCGGCUUUGAAAAAAUCUCCUUUAAUGGAGGAAGUCUGUCUCAUUUUCCUUUACUGUUGACAGAACAAGAUUUGUUCUGGGAAGAUGAAGAACUUAACUCACUUUUCUGCAAAGAAAAUGAAGCAUUUCUAGAUGGAACAGGCUUUUCUCUUUCUCCGCAGGCACGCACAGAUACAGUUGAAUGGAUCUUGAAAGCCAAAAAUUUUUAUGGGUUUUCAGCGUUGACUGCCAUUCUCGCAGUAAAUUAUCUUGACAGGUUCCUUUGCAGCAUCCAUUUUCAGAAAGAGAAGCCAUGGAUGAUCCAUCUUGCAGCUGUUACUUGCCUCUCUUUGGCUGCAAAAGUUGAAGAAACUUAUGUUCCCCUCCUCUUAGAUCUUCAAAUCGAGGAUCCAAAAUGCAUGUUCGAGACGAAAACCAUUCAAAGAAUGGAGCUUGUGGUGUUAUCAGCACUUAAUUGGAGGAUGAAUCCAGUGACUCCACUAUCAUUUCUUGAUCACAUUAUUAGAAGGCUGGGAUUAAAGAGCAAUAUUCACUGGGAAUUUCUCCGGUGCUGUGAGAAUCUCCUUCUCUCUCUAGUGGCGGAUUCAAGAUUCGUACGCUAUCUACCAUCUGUCUUGGCUACUGCAACCAUGCUUCACGUUAUUCAUCAAGUUGAGCCUCGCAAUGCCAUUCACUAUGAAAACCAGCUUCUUCAGGUUCUCAAAAUCGACAAGGAGAAAGUGAAUGAUUGCUAUGUGCUUAUUUCAGACUUGUCAAACAGGUGUUUACAUGGACAAAACAAUUCCCAGAAGCGCAAAAUUUGUCAAGUUCCAAGCAGCCCAAGUGGAGUAAUGGAUGAGUUUUUCAACUCGGAUAGCUCGAAUGAUUCAUGGGGAACUGUAGUAUCAUGCAUUUCUUCAACACAUCAGCCUGUCUUUAAGAAAAUUAGGGUUCAUGAACAGCAGAUGAAAUUACCAUCUUUAAGCAGGAUUUUUGUGGAUGCAAUUAAAAGCCCUCAUUAG